This is a messenger RNA of Lepus europaeus (European hare), 3016 nucleotides long. It is a transcript of the gene ZFP36L1, whose product is annotated as ZFP36 ring finger protein like 1. The record is from RefSeq and is a predicted model, not a curated record. The transcript is spliced from 2 exons. Bases 146 to 1165 code for a protein of 339 amino acids. NCBI's taxonomy places the organism in Eukaryota, Metazoa, Chordata, Mammalia, Lagomorpha, Leporidae. Gene Ontology annotation, molecular function: metal ion binding; mRNA binding.
AGCCCGGGAGAGUGAGACAGGCGAGGGGCGCUGGGAGCAGGCGCGCGGGAGUCCAGACCCCAGAGCCGGCGGCUGCGCCUUCCCCGCACCGGGACCUUCGCCACGCACCAGACCCUCGCCUCGGCCCCCCGUGCGAGCGCUCAGGAUGACCACCACCCUCGUGUCUGCUACCAUCUUCGACUUGAGCGAAGUUUUAUGCAAGGGUAACAAGAUGAUCAACUACAGUGCUCCCAGCACCGCGGGCUGCCUGCUGGACAGAAAGGCAGUGGGCACCCCUGCCGGCGGGGGCUUCCCCCGGAGGCACUCGGUCACCCUCCCCAGCUCCAAAUUCCACCAGAACCAACUCCUCAGCACCCUGAAGGGCGAGCCGGCCGCGGCCCUGAGCUCCCGGGACAGCCGCUUCCGCGACCGCUCCUUCUCCGAAGGGGGCGAGCGGCUGCUGCCGCCGCAGAAGCAGCCCGGGAGCGGCCAGGUCAACUCGAGCCGCUACAAGACGGAGCUGUGCCGCCCCUUCGAGGAGAACGGCGCCUGUAAGUACGGGGACAAGUGCCAGUUCGCGCACGGCAUCCACGAGCUGCGCAGCCUGACCCGCCACCCCAAGUACAAGACGGAGCUGUGCCGCACCUUCCACACCAUCGGCUUCUGCCCCUACGGGCCCCGCUGCCACUUCAUCCACAACGCCGAGGAGCGCCGCGCCCUGGCCGGGGCCCGGGACCUCUCCGCCGACCGCCCCCGCCUCCAGCAUAGCUUUAGCUUUGCUGGGUUUCCCAGCGCCGCCGCCACCGCCGCCGCCUCGGGGCUGCUGGACAGCCCCACGUCCAUCACCCCACCCCCCAUCCUGAGCGCCGAUGACCUCCUGGGCUCACCUACCCUGCCCGAUGGCACCAAUAACCCCUUCGCCUUCUCCAGCCAGGAGCUGGCGAACCUCUUUGCCCCCAGCAUGGGGCUGCCGGGCGGCGGCGGCUCCCCGACCGCCUUCCUCUUCCGGCCCAUGUCCGAGUCGCCCCACAUGUUUGACUCGCCCCCCAGCCCGCAGGAUUCGCUCUCGGACCACGAGGGCUACCUGAGCAGCUCCAGCAGCAGCCACAGUGGCUCCGAUUCCCCCACCUUGGACAACUCAAGACGUCUGCCCAUCUUCAGCAGACUUUCCAUCUCUGAUGACUAAGCCAGGGUAGGGAGGGACCCCCUGCCUGCUCCGCCCCGCCCCACACCCCCAGACCCCCUACCCCGCCCGAGGCCCCCAGCAAGGUUAAGCUCAACCCCUCCCCCUACACACCCAGAACCUUGGAGUGCCCCUCCCCGUGCCCCCCGCCCCCCUAACAUGAGGACAAGUCCAUUUGUCAGUAGCUUCUUCUGGCUUGAAACCCCCCCCUCGGUUUUCACAGCCCACUCAACGCGCAGAACAGACAAGUCCCAUACUGUCAGUAGACGCCUGUUUCCUUAAGUGCCAAAUCACAAAAGAAAAAGCAGUAUCAGUUUACAGAAGCAACUUAGUGCCUUGUAACCGAACUUUGUCACUGUGACUAUAUUACCUCUUCAGCGCCAGGGGGCGCCCUUGGGCCUCCCGGAGCCUCUGCCCAGGGGGAGGGGGAGGGGGAGGGGAGGGGGGACCCAGAACUAGCAGCUCCCCACUCUGGCGACAGAGCUGUGCCUGCCCUUGUCUCAGCUUCCUACACACUUCUUCCUCCCUCCCUGCCCGGGACCCCGCGCCCCGCCUUGGGAGGAGAGUUGUUCUUGGCAGACUUGGGUUUUGGGGGGGUGGGGGGGAACCUUAUCUUGAUGCCCGAAAGUCUUUUUCCUUCCAUCCCGAGCCCCUGUUGACUAAUCUUGCCCAGGUUUGCUAGUGCUGCAGGAAGGAAGGCUGGGAAAAGCGGACACGAAGAUAUUGACAUCCGUGGGACUUUGUGAUUUAAUUUUUUUUCUUUUUUUUCUUUUAAAGUGGGGAGGAAGGGGACGCUAGGUGGACUAUGAGAGACUUGAUUUUGGUGCUAAAGUUCCCCAGUUCAUAUGUGACAUCUUUUAUGGAAAAAAAAAUAACAAAAAAAAAAAUGAGAGAAAAACUAAAAAAAAAAAAACCAUGUAAGGGGUGAGCAGUUAAUGGUAUUCAUUCCACAUACAGUAUCUGUAAGGCGAUUUCCUGUAGAAGUAGCUUUAAUGGUUUUUUGCUCUAGAAUACCGUAGGUCUCUCCUUAGAGCAUCCACACCGUGCUUUUUUUCCCUGGGAUUUAAACUUCAUGUAACUUUCAGAAAUUGGAGAGCAAAAAUUUUGCUUGUCACUGCACAUCAAUAUAAAAAAGCUUAUUUAACUUAUCAAAACGUAUUUAUUGCCAAACUAUGCCUUUUUUUUGUUAAUUUUGUUCAUAUUUAUCGGGAUGACAAAUCCAUAGAAUAUAUUCUUUUAUGUUAAAUUAUGAUCUUCAUAUUAAUCUUAAAAUUUUGUGACGUGUCUUUCCUUUUUUUUUCCACAGUUUUAAUAUAUUAUUCUUCAACAACAUUUUUUGUAACUUUACACUUUUUUUGGUUAUUUUAUUUUAAAAAAAUGAAAAAUUAAUUUAAAAAAAUGCAAAAAACUGUUGGAUUAUUUAUUUUAGAAAUUCCCCCCUUUGUGUUGGACUGCAAAUUGAGUUUCUUUCUCUUUCGGCCUCUCACGACUAGGACUGAGAAUGUAUGUAGAAGUUCUGUGACAGUGCAGAAGGGAACCAGCUUGUCCGGGGUAGCUUCUGAAAGGGAGCGUCAGCGAGAGAAACCCUUUAACUUCCACGCGCCCGUCUCGACAUUCCGCUGGCAGAGCUAAGGUUCUGGAUUCUAGGUGUGGAGUUUUCCGAUGUUGAUGUAAACAGAACUGGCGUGCGCGCACACACAAAGAUGAAUGUAAUUACUCCUUUGGCUGGCCACUACCAUUGCUUUCUAUUUCUCUUUCUUUGUGUGAAUUUAUUUAAAAGAAAAAAAAAAACUUUUUGUAACGACUAUUUGCAGUUUAAAGAAAAUCAAUAAACCCCAUUUUUCUUUUUUUUUU